AUGUCGAGAUUAGCUAAAUUUCUCUCAAUUUCUUUCUUUAUUUCUUUCUAUUUAUCUUUCUUUCGUUUUUACUUUUUUCUUUCUUUCUGUUUUCUUUCUUUCUUUCAUUUUUCUUUUCGUUCUGUAUUCAUCCAUUUUGUUAAUAUAUCUGACUUCUGUCUUUCUCCAUUUCUGUCUCUCUUUUCCUUUCUUUCCUUAAUUCUGCUUUCUUUCGUUUUGUCACGUUUUUCUUUCUUUCAAUCUAUAUCUAAUUUUUCUUUCUUUCUGUUUGUCUGUCUGCCUCCUUUCUUCCCUCAUUUUUGUCUUCUUUUUCUUUUCUUUCCUUUGUUCGGUCUUAUUUCUUUUGUCCUGUCUUCUUUUCUUUCUUACCAUCUGUCUUUAAUUUUUCUCUCUUCUCUAUCUCUCUUUUUUUCUUUUGUUCUGUCUUCUUUUUUAUCUAUCUAUCUAUCUAUCUAUCUAUCUAUCUAUCUAUCUAUCUAUCUAUCUAUCUUUCCUGUCUGCAUUGAUUUAUCAUUUACCCUCCCCUCUUUUCUCUCUCUCUCUCUCUCUCUCUCUCUCUCUCUCUCUCUCUCUACUAUCUAUCUAUCUUUUUGCCUAGAACGCCCACUCUUCUACUUUUUUGAAUAUUUCUUUCUCUUUUUCCACCUUUCGCUUUUUGCCCAGUGUUGCAUCUCCUUGCCUCCUUCGUUUUAUAAACUUAUUCUUUGUCCAUCUCACUUUCAAUUCCCCUCUUUUCCCUUGAUUCUAACUUACUAUUUAUAA
Acanthosepion pharaonis is the source of this 762-nucleotide messenger RNA. Lineage: Eukaryota; Metazoa; Mollusca; Cephalopoda; Sepiida; Sepiidae. The record is from the annotation of a GenBank genome assembly.